Messenger RNA from Cucurbita maxima (winter squash), 820 nucleotides. Its product is annotated as PHD finger-like domain-containing protein 5B. The coding region runs from base 205 to 537 and encodes 110 amino acids. The transcript is spliced from 2 exons. Gene Ontology annotation, cellular component: catalytic step 2 spliceosome; precatalytic spliceosome; U2 snRNP. Gene Ontology annotation, biological process: mRNA splicing, via spliceosome. The record is from RefSeq and is a predicted model, not a curated record. Lineage: Eukaryota; Viridiplantae; Streptophyta; Magnoliopsida; Cucurbitales; Cucurbitaceae.
AAAAAAAAAAAAAAAAAAAAAAAGAGUAAAGCCCUAACUCUUUCAUCCGUGCUCCCCGCCCUCUCCUCCUCCGUUUCAGAAGCUCAGUGUUGCCGCCGCUGCAGCAGCCUCCUACCUAGCAGUCUUGCCGCUGAUUUUUCUACUGCAUUGUUACCGGUUACAAAAUUGACAGGAACUUGAAGGAUUGUUGCAGUUGCAAAAAGCAUGGCCAAGCAUCAUCCCGAUUUGAUUAUGUGCAGAAAGCAGCCAGGAAUCGCCAUUGGCCGACUUUGUGAGAAGUGCGACGGGAAGUGUGUAAUAUGUGAUUCUUAUGUCCGUCCCUGUACUCUCGUUCGGGUGUGCGAUGAAUGCAAUUACGGGUCUUUCCAAGGGCGGUGUGUGAUCUGUGGAGGAGUAGGAAUUUCAGAUGCCUACUACUGCAAAGAGUGUACACAGCAGGAGAAAGAUAGAGAUGGAUGUCCAAAGAUUGUUAACUUAGGCAGUGCAAAAACUGACUUGUUCUAUGAACGUAAGAAAUAUGGAUUCAAGAAACGGUAAAGUAAAAGCACAAUCAGUUAUCUUCCUCGGAUGGAUCUUUCUGUAAUAUGAUGGAUUUCUGAUUUCUAAUCUCAAACUCCCUUAGACAUGUAUGUAUAUGCUGACGAUUCAGAAUGAGAACAGUAGUUGGGGCUGAGGCCAUUCGUGAGAAUUGGGAACUCGAUUGAUUGUGUAUGUUUUUUAGUACAACAAUUGCAGAGGUAAGGAUUGAACCUUCGACUUUUAGAAUGGUAAUUUAUUCUCGGAUGGGUGAUUGUAUUGAAUUGAUAUUGGUUGAUAGGAA